This is a messenger RNA of Cornus florida, 940 nucleotides long. Its product is annotated as small ribosomal subunit protein uS2c-like. Gene Ontology annotation, cellular component: mitochondrial small ribosomal subunit; ribosome. The coding region runs from base 269 to 940 and encodes 223 amino acids. Gene Ontology annotation, biological process: translation. The record is from RefSeq and is a predicted model, not a curated record. Gene Ontology annotation, molecular function: structural constituent of ribosome. The transcript has a single exon. Lineage: Eukaryota; Viridiplantae; Streptophyta; Magnoliopsida; Cornales; Cornaceae.
CAUGAUACAUCAGAACAAUCAUUUAUAGGAUUUAAUGAUUCCUACUAAGAACGGACGCAUUCUUUGAACCUUAACUAUCUGUAUUUGGUCCGGUCAUUUGAUUUGGUAAUAGUAAUAAAGCUAAUAACGAAUAGAAAAGAAUAACGGCUUGGAUCGUGUAUCGACGGACAAUCUACGGUAGAAGAGAAGGUUCCAUCGGAACAAUUAUUUAUUUCAGGAUACCUCGUCUCUUUUUUUUGAAAAAAAAAAGGAGGAAGUGUGAGGAAAAAUGACAAGAAGAUAUUGGAACAUCAAUUUGGAAGAGAUGAUGGAGUCGGGAGUUCAUUUUGGCCAUGGUACUAGAAAAUGGAAUCCUAGAAUGGCACCUUAUAUCUCUGCCAAGCGUAAAGGUAUUCAUAUUACAAAUCUUACUAGAACUGCUCGUUUUUUAUCAGAAGCUUGUGAUUUGGUUUUUGAUGCAGCAAGUAAGGGAAAACAAUUCUUAAUUGUUGGUACCAAAACUAACGCAGUUGAUUCAGUAGCACGGGCUGCGCUAAAGGCUCGGUGUCAUUAUGUUAAUAAAAAAUGGCUCGGUGGUAUGUUAACAAAUUGGGCCACUACAGAAACGAGACUUCAUAAGUUCAGGGACUUGAGAACGGAACAAAAAACGGGGAAACUCAACCGUCUUCCGAAAAAGGAUGCCGCUAUGUUGAAAAGACAAUUAUCUCACUUGCAAACGUAUCUGGGCGGGAUUAAAUAUAUGACGGGGGUACCCGAUAUUGUAAUCAUUGUUGAUCAGCACGAAGAAUAUACGGCCCUUCGAGAAUGUAUCACUUUGGGAAUUCCAACAAUUUGUUUAAUCGAUACAAAUUGUGACCCGGAUCUCGCGGAUAUUUCGAUUCCAGCCAACGAUGAUAGAAUGGAUAUGCUCUGGGAUGGAAGGAUUCGAACCUCCGAAUAG